Messenger RNA from Pygocentrus nattereri (red-bellied piranha), 2236 nucleotides. RefSeq names its product cytosolic phospholipase A2 gamma-like. Gene Ontology annotation, biological process: glycerophospholipid catabolic process. Gene Ontology annotation, molecular function: calcium-dependent phospholipid binding; calcium ion binding. Lineage: Eukaryota; Metazoa; Chordata; Actinopteri; Characiformes; Serrasalmidae. The transcript has 14 exons. Gene Ontology annotation, cellular component: nucleoplasm; nuclear envelope; cytosol. The record is from RefSeq and is a predicted model, not a curated record. The coding region runs from base 57 to 1721 and encodes 554 amino acids.
GAAAGCCCUCAUAGUUUAAUGUUUGCUUAAGGACUUCAGCAUCUACAAGUGCAGACAUGGACCAGAUGAAUUCUGAAAGUGAUGUGAGAAUUGGUCACUCUCUGAGUGAAGCAGAGAGGCAGCAUUUGGCCCAAAGGAGAAAAACUGUUCUACAAUGCCUAAAUCAGCUUGGAAUAUCCUGCAGUGAGGAUAAGAUGCCUAACAUCGCAGUGCUGGGCUCUGGAGGUGGUUUGAGAGCUAUGAUUGGACUGCUGGGGUCACUGUGUGAGCUGAAAAAAGAUGGACUGCUGGACUGCAUCAUGUACCUGUGUGGAGUUUCAGGAUCUACCUGGUGCAUGGCGUCAUUAUAUAAAGAACUGGGCUGGUCCACCAAACUGGAGACUGUGAAAGAAAACAUUGUCAAAAGGCUUGCUGACGGCAGGGUCAGUUGGUUGAAAAGGGGUCUAAAACUGACAAAAUAUUAUUCAGAAAAACACAAUUUCAGCCUGACGGAUGUGUGGGCAGCGCUGAUUGUGUCUCACAUGGUGAAAGAGAUUGAUGAACACAGACUCUCAGAGCACAGGGGCAACUACACCAAGGACCCGUAUCCCAUUUACACUGUCAUUGACAAGCAGUGUAAAUAUGACAAACUGAAUGCAGAUCCUUGGUUUGAGAUCACUCCAGAUGAGUCAGGUUAUUCUCUCACUGGAGCCUUUGUGGAUUCCUCCUUUUUGGGAAGUCAGUUUGAGAAUGGAAAGAAAAUGAUUGAUCAGCCUGAGACUGACAUGCUGUACCUACAAGGUCUAUGUGGCAGUGCCAUCGCAGAUACGGAAGAGAACCUUAAGUACCUCUAUGAGGCACUAAAACACCUAAUUACAGAAGAGAGUCACGAACGACAAACACCAGAUGUGAGCAGUAGUAGCAAGAUGCUCUUAACACUUGUGGAACUGAAUCUUUGUGUGUUAAGAAAGGAGGAUCCUACAGUUUACCUCCAAGCCAUAAAGAAGCUGCUGAAAGAUGGUGAAGCAGAACACAGGACUUUUUCGCUAGCGAAGCGGAUGACAUCAGAAGAGACGAUCUCCAAAACAGAGUUGAAGGAUUUAAACCUGCAAGUAUGCAGUUCUGUCAAAAAAAGUUUUCAGGGGCACAGAUUUGUGGAUUCAUUUUGGCCUGCCAUUGUGAAAGCCAUCGAGAAAGCUACACAUUGGACCUGGGGUACGACUUAUGACUACCUCUACAAAAUGAACGUGGAAGACGUCCAUUCCAGUGUCCUUGACUCAGAGAAGAGAGAAUAUGAAGAUGCUGGACUGUUACUCAACUCACCUUAUUUCUCAGUGCUGAGAAAAGAACGAGACAUUGACCUCAUCAUUUCUCUUGACUACAGUGCAGGAAAUCCCUUUGAGACGGUGCUUCGUGCUGCUAAAACAUGCAAAGAACUUCACAUUCCUUUCCCUGAAGUUGUUGUACCAGCUGAAGAUAGAGAACCACAGGACUUCUAUGUGUUUAGAGGAUAUGGCAAAGCUCCAACUGUGAUCCACAUGCCUCUUUUCAAUGCUGUCAACUGCAAAGGAGAAGUUCAGAAGUGGAAUAACACAUAUUCCACUUUUCAAAUGAGCUACCAUCGUGAAAUGAUCACAGCUCUUAUGAAGAAAGCAGCUGAAAACAUCAAAAACAACAAACACAAACUGCUCAAGGAGAUUCAAAAUGUCAUAGAUGGGAAGAAAUCUUCCAAGCUUGGAUAAAUCCAACUGAUGUGUGAAGAAAAAUCACACUUCAAAAAAUCUACAUUCUUCAAAAAUGUUCCAAAUAUCAGUCUUUUUGGACCUGAGUAGUCAGUAGGUUCUUUUCAUGUGUUGGACAAAUAACAUAAUAAUCAUUUUGGGUGUAUCUGGCUUAUAUCUGCUUCAUAAUAUGAGCUUUGGGUGCUUUUGUCUAUCAUUUUGAUUUCACUUUGUUUCACUGGGAUUGGAACUCAGUAAUUUCAUAUCAAGCAAAAAGAGUUUCUUUUUCUUCCUCAUGCUUCUUUUUCUUUCUCAAUAUCUGUGAGUCAUGAUCAUUAAUGAUCCCCUGCUCUAGCCAUACACUUUGUCUCACCCCUGCCCUACCAGUGCACUUCUCCUUCUGUUUCAACCAUUGGCCUUUCAAGUAUUCUGAUGAGAGCUAUGUGUAUAGUGAGGCAGGGGCGAGUUGAGGGGGAAGCAUGAGAUAUGCGCUGGCUCAGCACGAGGUAAGGGGAAGUGUCGGUUCAUCUGACAAC